Molecule: messenger RNA, 2808 nt
Organism: Aspergillus tanneri
Lineage: Eukaryota; Fungi; Ascomycota; Eurotiomycetes; Eurotiales; Aspergillaceae
Exons: 7
Coding region: 1-2808 (935 amino acids)
Biological process (GO): urea catabolic process
Cellular component (GO): urease complex
Molecular function (GO): nickel cation binding; urease activity
Source: RefSeq, a predicted model, not a curated record
AUGCAUCUGAUUCCCAGAGAGCUGGAAAGGCUCGCCAGCCUCUACCCACUUGGAAAUCUGGCUCAGCGCCGUCUUUCACGUGGAGUGCGGCUUAACCAUCCGGAAGCUGUGCUUAUCCGCGACGGUCACUAUGCGGUAGCGGACCUGAUGUCCAUUGGGAGGAAGAUCCUCGGCCGCCGUCACGUCCUUCCAUCCACUUGGUUUACUGCCCGUCAGAUCCAGGUGGAAGGAACGUUUCCGACAGGCACUUAUCUGGUGACCGUAGUCGAUCCUAUCGCCACGGAAGGCGGAAACAUUGAGCUAGCGCUGUAUGGCACUGGCCUCACCGCGCCCCCCGACAGCCUUUUCCCUGAGGUCAGAUUUAGUGACUUCGCACCCGAGAAGGCACCGGGAUACAUUUGGUGUAAGGUUUCCGAUUGUCCUAAUGAUCCGGAUAAGACCGAUAUUCUCUUGAAUGAAAAAAGAGACAGACGUCGUCUAAAAGUCAUAAACAAGGGGAGCCGGCCAAUUCAGGUUGGAUCCCACUAUCACUUUAUCGAGACAAAUAGAAAACUUUGUUUCAACCGGAAGGAAGCGAACGGAUAUCGACUGGAUACCCCAUCUGGGAGUUCCAUUCGAUUCGAGCCGGGGCAAUGCCGAAUGGUGGACCUGGUGCAGAUUGCCGGCCGCAAGCGAAUUGCCGGUGGUAACGGCGUUGCGAAGUACUUACACGAGAACCAUCGCAUUCCCGACGGAUUUGAAAAUGAUGGUCCCGCAGCUGAGAAGGGAAGAGAAGAUCGUCGUAUGCAACGCCACGAGUACGUAAAAAUGUUCGGACCUACCAAAGGCGACGUUGUACGGCUAGGCUCGACCGAUCUCUACGUCAUGGUAGAGGAAGAUUGUCGAGACCGUACCGGGCAUUGCGGUGAAGACUGCCCAGAUGGUAACGGGGAUUGUGAUCAAGUGUGUCGAGUUGCUGGGAAAUGCCCGAAAUGCCGUACAUACUACGGCGAUGAGUGCAACUUUGGUGGCGGCAAGUCCGUUCGUGACGGCAUGGCCCAGACCUCAUAUGGUUCAUCCAAAGAGCAUAGUGAUUCUCAAAAUAGGCAUGAGAAUUCAGAUCCGCCCCAUUAUGUCUGCGUCGACACGGUGAUCACCAACGCCUUGAUCAUCGAUUACACUGGCAUCAUAAAGGCAGACAUCGGGAUCAAGAACGGUCAUAUAACAGCCAUUGGGCGUGCCGGAAAUCCCGACAUCAUGGAUGAUGUGGACAUCGUCAUAGGUGCCAAUACCGACGUGAUCGGGGCUGAAAACAAGAUUGUCACAGCCGGUGGGAUUGACACACACGUCCACAUUCUGGACCCAGCCCAGGUUCCCGAAGCACUUUGCAACGGGUUGACGACGCUUGUCGGCGGCGGCACGGGCCCCUCGACGGCCUCGAAUGCCACGACUUGCACGUCAGGCCCCGAGAAUAUCAAACGCAUGCUCCAGGCGUUUGAUCACCUGCCCAUCAAUGUUGGUAUCACUGGAAAGGGUAACAACAGCGACCCAGAGGGUCUGAAUGAGCAAGUCGAGGCGGGUGCGAUCGGCUUGAAGCUCCACGAAGACUGGGGCGCCACCCAUGUGGCCAUCGACACAUGUCUCGAAGUGUGCGAGAAGUACGAUGUUCAAUCCACCCUCCAUACCGAUACGAUGAAUGAAGGUGGCUAUGUGCAAGACACGAUCAACAGUAUCGAUAACCGUACCAUCCAUUCGUAUCACACCGAAGGCGCCGGCGGUGGGCAUGCCCCCGACAUUAUCGCAGUCGUGGCGACGGAGAACAUCCUUCCGGCGAGCACGAACCCUACCCGCCCGUACACGUUCAAUACGGUGGACGAGCAUCUGGACAUGGUAAUGGUUGCGCAUCACCUGUCCAAAGAAAUUCCGGCCGACGUCGCCUUUGCCGAGAGCCGCAUCCGUGCGGAAACAAUUGCCGCCGAAGACCAACUUCUUGAUAAUGGCUCUAUCAGUAUCAUGUCUUCGGACACCCAGGCCAUGGGCCGUGUCGGUGAGGUGGUUCUGCGAAGCUGGACCAGCGCCCAUAAGAUGGCCGUCCUUGAUCAUGCACCCCCCAAAACCCAAAAGCGCGUCGGCAGCAAGGACCAAUUGUACGACCACAUUAAUCAAUUCUGCGAUGCUGAUAAUCCAUUAUGCCAUGAUCGGAAAUACCAGACUGAACUCCCGGACGAUGCUCCAACUAUCAACAACUUCCGCGUCAAGAGGUAUAUCAGCAAGUACACCAUUAACCCGGCCAUCGCUCACGGCAUGUCGCAUCUCAUCGGAAGCGUCGAGAAGGACAAAUUUGCCGACCUGGUGAUUUGGCAGCCAAGCAACUUUGGCACCAAGCCUGACAUGGUGUUGAAGGGUGGCAUGAUAGCAGUCGCUUUGGGUGGUGACCCCAAUGGCUCGAUCCCGACAAUCGAACCGAGGAUAAUGCGACCCCGGUUUGCAACCUUUGUUCCUCAAACAUCCAUUACAUUUGUUUCCCAGGCAUCUGUCGCCGAAAGCACCCCUAACAAAGACUUGGAUGAGAUAAUCGAGGUGCCUGAGGACCCCACCAAGCCUUUUGACGUUCCAGAAAACUCAAAGAUCGGCGGUUACAACCUCAAAAAACGCGUUGAGCCCGUUAAAGGCUGCCGGAGAGUGAAGAAGGAGGGCAUGAUAUUUAAUGGAGAAAGGCCAGAGAUAGAUGUAGAUCCGGAAACCUUUGUCGUGAAAGCGGGUGGUCAUGUGUGUGACGUGCCGCCGGCAACCUCUGUAUCGUUGGCCCAGGACUAUUUCAUCUGCUAA